This is a messenger RNA of Camellia sinensis, 1467 nucleotides long. Lineage: Eukaryota; Viridiplantae; Streptophyta; Magnoliopsida; Ericales; Theaceae. The record is from RefSeq and is a predicted model, not a curated record.
AUGGAUGUGGAUGGAGAUUGCACGCUUCUCCCAUGCAAGGAGACAGUUUUGAGGGAGUUAAUGGUUGAUGUUAGUAGGCCUCAAUUGUAUGGGGCUAAAAAGAAAGCAAGAGAAGUUAUUGAAGGAGAUCAAAGGGUCCAAUAUGCAAAGGUAACAGGAUUUGUUAAAGGAAACAAGCUUAUUAUAGGAUUGAAUGGAUGUCAUUUGAAAGGAAUCUGUGGUGGACAAUUAUUAUGUGCACUUGGAAGGGAUGGGAACAAUAACUACUUUCCAAUUUCAUGGGCAGUUGUUAAGGCAGAAAGUAAAGAUUCUUGGGUGUGGUUCUUAAGGCAACUCAUGGAUGAUAUUGGUAAUGCUGAUGACAUGGGAUGGGUCCUCAUUUCUGACAAACAGAAGGGGUUGGUACUUGCAUUUGAGGAGAUAAUGCCAAAUGUGGAACAUAGGUUCUGUAUGAGACAUAUUUACUUAAAUUUCAUAGUAAAGUUCAAAGGGAUUGAAUUAAGGGACCUAUUGUGGAAGGCAGCUGCAGCUAGUACUAUGAGAGAAUUUGAAUUUCACAUGAACAAAUUAAAGGAAAUGGAUUCGGAAGAGAAAGCAUACAAGUGGCUAAGGAAGAUGGAUCCUGCUUUAUGGACUAGGUCCCAUUUCAGCUCAAGAAGUAGGUGUGAUACAUUGGUCAACAACAUGUGUGAGUCAUUCAAUAACAACAUCUUGAAAGCUAGGGACAAACCCAUAAUCAACAUGCUUGAAUGGAUUAGAAGGAAGGUAAUGCACAGGAUCCAAAUCAAAAAGAAAGGGAUGGAAAAAUACACUUGUGAAAUUUGUCCCAACGUUGUCAAAGAUUUGGAAGUACUGAAGGUGCAAGCUAGGAAUUGUUUUGCAACCUAUUGUGGUGAUAGAAAAUUUGAAGUAAAUUGUGGUGAUACCAUACAUAUUGUAGAUUUGGAGGAAAGGAAAUGCAGUUGUAGGAUGUGGGAUUUGACUGGAAUGCCUUGCAAACAUGCAAUAAGUUCCACAUAUAUUCAAAGAGAGAAGCCAGAGGACUAUGUGCACCCUUAUUACAGUAAGCACCAUUAUCUUGUAGCCUAUAACUCAAUGAUUCACCCUGUUCCAUGCCAACAUGAUUGGAUUAAAACAGGACUGCCAGUAGCGGCUUCUCCAUUGUACAGAAAGCAGCCUGGACGACCACCAAAAAUGAGAAAGAAUGAUAUAGAUGAGCCAAAAAACCCUGUCAGAGUUUUAAGGCAGAAUAGGUUCAUUCCCACUAGAGUUGGCCACACAUUUGAAGAAUUUCCAAGUAUGAGAGGCAACACAUCAGCAUCUCAUCCCACUAGAGUUCAAUACAGUUCUCCAAAAUUUGAUAACUCAUCAUCUCAGCCCAGGAUUACUGAAGUUGGCCAAAAUUCUCCACAUUUACCAACUUGGUUGGGCAACACAUCUUUAUCUCAGGUUUACUUGUUCAAAUAG